GAAGAAAACCCUACAUUAGGGUUCUUGGUGGUGUGGUUAGCUCGCGAUGGAUGCCACGGGCCGGCCGGCGGUCGUGAUCGACAAUGGCACCGGCUACUCCAAGAUUGGAUUCGCAGGGAAUGUGGAGCCGUCCUUCAUAAUCCCCACGGUCGUGGCGAUCAACGAGUCCUGCCUCGCCGCUUCCUCUCCUGCCGCGCUCUCUCCACAGGGCAAGGGCGGAUGGCUCGCGCGCCACAAUGCUGGUGUCAUGGCCGAUCUCGACUUCUUCAUCGGCGACGAAGCUCUGGCGCGGACUCACGGGCCUGCGUACACGCUCACGUAUCCGAUCCGUCACGGCCAGGUGGACAACUGGGACGCCAUGGAGAGGUUUUGGCAGCAGUGUAUCUUCAACUACCUGCGGUGUGAUCCCGAGGAUCACUACUUCCUCUUGACGGAGAGCCCUCUCACGGCGCCAGAGAAUCGAGAGUACACUGCCGAGAUCAUGUUUGAGACUUUCAAUGUUUCGGGCCUCUACAUUGCUGUGCAAGCUGUUCUAGCUCUCGCUGCUGGCUACACAACUUCCAAGUGUGAGAUGACCGGGGUUGUGGUCGAUGCCGGCGAUGGAGUCACGCAUGUCGUGCCUGUUGCCGAGGGAUACGUGAUGGGCAGCAGCAUCAAAUCCAUCCCAGUAGCCGGUCGAGACAUCACGUCCUUUGUGCAGCAGCUCAUGCGAGAGCGAGGCGAGCCUGUUCCUCCCGAAGACUCGUUUGAUGUUGCCAGGAGAGUGAAGGAAUCUUACGGGUACACAUGUGCUGACAUUGUCAAGGAGUUUAAUAAGCACGACAGGGAGCCGUCCAAGUACAUGAAGCAAUGGACUGGCACGAAUUCAAAGACCGGGCAAGCUUACAGUUGCGAUAUUGGUUACGAGCGUUUUCUCGCUGCUGAGUCAUUCUUUGCUCCUGAAAUAUGCAGUAGCGACUUUUCCACUCCUCUCCCUGAGGUUGUUGACAAGUGCAUUCAGUCCGCCCCGAUUGACACCCGCCGAGCGCUUUACAAAAACAUUGUUCUCUCGGGAGGUUCCACGCUUUUCAAAGACUUCCAACGGAGACUUCAGCGUGAUAUCAAGAAAAUUGUCGACUCCCGAACCACGGCAACCGCAGCAAAAUACGGUGGGGAUGUCAAGCCUGUAGAAGUGAACGUGGUUGGCCAUCCAAUGCAGCGAUUCGCCGUCUGGUUUGGCGGUUCGGUCUUAGCUUCGGCUUCAGAGUUCUACACGGCAUGCCACACAAAAGCGGAGUAUGAAGAGUAUGGACCCACUAUAUGCCGCACCAAUCCGGUGUUCAAGGGAAUGUUUUAAAGGCAGACAAGGAUGGAAGCUCUGAUGGAGGUGAUGACGCCAGAUCAAUUCAUGGAGAUGAAAUUUACUGAAAAGAUGGAUGGAGUGGAAGGCUGGCAGGGAGAUGGUGGGUGAUGCCAGAACUGUGACGAGUUGCCAACGAAGACAUGGGUGCGAUGGAGAGCGAGCAAAGGUUUCCUUGAAGCUGCUAGCAGGUCCCGGCUCCGAGCAUGGCUUCCUCGGUGAAAUCGAAGAGAGGUUUCGGCGGAGCAAGUGCUAGCCAGACGGGCUAGAGUUUCGUCAAGGCGCGUUUCAUCUCUUCGAAGGGAGCGUUUACGCCAUGGGUGUGAGGAAAGUGGAUCAAUCCGAGGUGACUUUGGAGUUGCUAAGCUGUGCGCAGGGAUCCCAAAGUUGGCAAAGGGUUUGGAAAGGUGGCAAGUUUUUCUACAUGUAGGAGAAGAAGUGGCACUUUGGUCGAACGUUUUGGAUUUUGUAUCGUCUCCCUUUGGCCCGUUUGAAACAGUCCUGGAUGAAAGUCGGAUGACAAGAAUUUUAUAUUCUGAGA
This is a messenger RNA of Selaginella moellendorffii, 1880 nucleotides long. RefSeq names its product actin-related protein 3. The transcript is spliced from 11 exons. Gene Ontology annotation, cellular component: actin cortical patch; Arp2/3 protein complex. The record is from RefSeq and is a predicted model, not a curated record. Lineage: Eukaryota; Viridiplantae; Streptophyta; Lycopodiopsida; Selaginellales; Selaginellaceae. Gene Ontology annotation, biological process: Arp2/3 complex-mediated actin nucleation. Gene Ontology annotation, molecular function: actin filament binding. Bases 47 to 1336 code for a protein of 429 amino acids.